GAUUGCAUGCUUGUGGUUUUACGAAUAGCAGUAUGCAGCUACAAGUUUACCCACAGAUAACUUCAUUCGUUUACACAGGCGCACACAUUGCAACGACAUACAUUUUGUUAAUCUGAAUAGCAAACCACAAAAACAAAUCAACGCUCACUGUAACGAACAAAGCGCCGGCAACAUCCACUGUAUACUUCACUGUGAAACUGUGUGACAUUUUGAAACUAAUUUCAGUUUAAUCUCUACUGUAAAUUAAGUGCCUGUUUAGAAUUGUUUUCCUCUAUGCAAACAUCCUAUUAUCAAGUGACUCGAUUUAUAUCUGAAUUAGGGUUGAUUAAAUAACCAAAAGUGGUAUUGGUUUGAAUCAUUGUGAUUACCAGAUUGUCCACAGAUAACAUGAGAUACAACAGGCAAGAAAAACCGAGCAUGCAAACCAUGGAUCGAUACAAUUUAUUCGAGCAUGAACCACCACCACCAAUGAUUUACAUCUCAUUCGAUAACGAUAUGACUAGUAAUGGAAAUGAUGAAGUGAAUCAUUCUCAAAAUCAACAAAACAAAGCUCCGAACGGUGUUUCACAAAUGAAAUGUGGUGGCUCGAUGCUGCAAAGUCCCAGCACAGUUAGAAAAACGAAUCGAAAUAACCAUAACAUGGGCCUAAAACGACGAAGCGUCGAUCCGGUUGCCGCUGGCAUACCAAGGAAAAAAUUGAAAACAAACAAUGGCAUAGCAAGUGCGCAACAGCCGAAAAAUACGGUGGCUAUGCUCAAUGAAUUACGGCAAGGUCUUGUUUAUAAUUUAGAAGCACAAAGUGGCCCAGUUCAUGCACCCAUCUUUACAAUGACGGUUGAGGUCGACGGCGAAAAAUACGUCGGUCAUGGGAGAAGUAAGAAAUUGGCACGCAUACAGGCAGCCGAAGCGGCUCUACGAAAUUUCAUUCAAUUCAAAGAUGGCACUGCUCUGUCACCCAUCAAAACGGCCAUCAGUAUGGAUUUUACCAGUGAUGAUUACAUGGAUAAUAAUGAAACGAACAAGACGAUGAUGAAUAAGAAGCAAACACCAGAAAAGGGCCCAGUCAUGCUGCUUUACGAGUUAUUCAACGAUGUGCAAAUCGAUUGUGUGUCAUCGGAUGGUGUGCAACAUUCACGAUUUAAAAUGGUGGCUACUGUAAAUAGCCAGAAAUUUGAAGGAACCGGUCCGUCGAAGAAGCUGGCAAAGAAUGCAGCUGCCAAAGCAGCCUUAGCAACGUUAUGUGAUAUUUCGUACAGUCCAAUGCAAAUGAAGUCUAACGAAAUCGCUCCCGUCGAAAGCAAUAAGAAACAGUCAUAUGAACUGCCACAAACCUUCGCUGAUAGCAUUGGAAAAUUGGUAUUGGAGCAAUUUGCUGAAGCGACAGUCAACAUUGAGAAUUAUAGUCGACGAAAAGUGUUGGCUGGAAUUGUGAUGACGGAGAAUCUGGAUCUAAAAACAGCAAAAGUGAUAUCAGUCACCACAGGUACCAAGUGCAUCAAUGGGGAAUACAUGAGUAUCAGCGGAACUAGUUUGAAUGAUUCGCAUGCUGAAAUCGUUGCCAGACGAUGCCUCAUGGAUUUCUUCUACAGUCAAUUGGAAUUGCACACAAAUGCAAGCACAGCAAAAGGUUCAAUUUUCGUAAGACCAUCACAGCCUGAUCAAUUGUAUAAAUUACGUGAUGGAAUCAAGUUCCAUCUUUUCAUUAACACUGCACCCUGUGGAGAUGCUCGCAUUUUUUCGCCACAUGAAACUGAGAUCGGCGUGGACAAACAUCCAAAUCGGAAAGCACGUGGUCAGCUGCGCACGAAAAUUGAAUCAGGUGAAGGUACGAUACCGGUAAAAAGUAGCGAUGGAAUCCAGACAUGGGAUGGGGUGAUGCAAGGACAACGACUGUUAACAAUGUCAUGCUCUGACAAAAUCGCCAGAUGGAAUGUAGUUGGUGUACAGGGUGCACUUCUCUCAUCAAUUAUCCAACCAAUUUACUUGUACUCUGUUGUUUUGGGUAGUUUACUCCAUCCGGAUCAUAUGUAUCGUGCUGUCUGCGGUCGUAUCGAAACAUCGAUUCAAGGUCUUCCGCCGCCAUAUUUUUUGAACAAGCCAAAAUUUGCUCUGGUCACAUCGACUGAAACGCGUAAUCAAAUUAAGGCACCGAAUUUCGGAAUCAAUUGGACGAUCAGCCAAAGAACCGUUGAGGUGGUAAAUUCGUUAACCGGAAAAACGGUAAAUAGCAAAGUGUCGCGGCUUACAAAGCAAGUGUUCUUCGGACGGUAUGCAAAUCUUAUCAAACAAUUGCCGAACUUGCGAGUUGCACGCUUAAUAACCGGUGAUUAUAGUGAGACGAAGCAGGCAGCACGCGAAUAUCAAAUUGCCAAACGUGAAUUGUUUGACGCAUUUCGACGCGAGGAUUUGGGCAGCUGGUUGAAAAAGCCAAUUGAACAGGACAACUUCAAUUUACCCAAAUGACACGAUUUAGAUAUGGUUAUUGAUGAUGGCAUCGACACUGAUUUUAUUAGCGUUGAUAAGCAAUUUACGUAUGCUCCACGAGCACCAAAUCCUACCAAAAAUCUAAGCCAAUCAACUCUGACUGGAAAAAAGGUAUUGAACGCGCGCAGAUAUUGUGAACGAUUCAACGGCAAAGACAAACAAUCGAAUAAAAUUGUUGACAAAAUCUUGAUGCAUCGAAUUGGCAGCGGCGGCGGCAAGCGAAAACCAAACGCCGGUUUUGUUACUUUUAAAGAAUAGACAUUAGUAAAUUGGUCGUGGUUGAGUAAAAACUGCGUCACAAAAAGUUUAAUUCUUGCGUAAAAUAAUUGUAGCAUGGAGUAAUCUGUUUUAAGAUCUAUAUUGAAACAUCGAAAAGAGAAGCACGAAGUGAAUAUCAAGUGGUAGCAAUUUUGUGACAGUUUUCUUACUCAUUCCAACGGCCUUUCCAAUUCCAUUCUAAAAAGUAAUUAAAAUCUUUCAAUCAAAACAAUAAUUUUAUUUCGAUUGCUUUUUUUGUCAAAACGAACAUCGUCAAUCUUCGACGUGACAUUUGAAACGAAAGUUUGAAACUGAUACAAUAAUGUUAUUUAAAAAAAAAAUUGAAAUACGUAAACAACAUCAAUAAGAUCAGAGUCUUGUGAACAACCACAAAGGGGAAAAAACCUUUGAAGUAUUGUGAGAUAAUUUGUUUGCAAUCAAUAACUUAUAUACAACGGAUUUUAACCCAUUCUAUUUGCAUAAUGAGAUCAAAUUCACACUCCACACACAACACAACACAUAUACAUAUACAUAUAACAACACACAUCCAAAGCAUGAAUGCUUCACAGAAUAGUAUACGUAGCAAAGUUCAAAGUAACCACCAAAACGUUUUUCUUUUUCUCCAUAGAAAUAAGAGUUUAAAUUAUGUAUUCUUUCAAUUUUUGUUGUAUCCAACAAAAUCACACAAUUUAUUUUCAAUUUUGCGAUAAAUAAACUUUGUUUUAUUGUACAAAGUGUAAUAAAACUCA
Molecule: messenger RNA, 3491 nt
Organism: Sitodiplosis mosellana (orange wheat blossom midge)
Lineage: Eukaryota; Metazoa; Arthropoda; Insecta; Diptera; Cecidomyiidae
Gene: Adar
Product: double-stranded RNA-specific editase Adar
Exons: 13
Coding region: 388-2463 (691 amino acids)
Biological process (GO): RNA processing; adenosine to inosine editing
Cellular component (GO): nucleolus; cytoplasm
Molecular function (GO): double-stranded RNA binding; double-stranded RNA adenosine deaminase activity; tRNA-specific adenosine deaminase activity
Source: RefSeq, a predicted model, not a curated record